AUGGACAACAGCAUUUUCAAACUCCCCGCGGCCUACGGGGUCGAGGUCGAAGAUAUUGUUGGCUUCGACCUGGCAGAUCGUGCCCAACUGGAAGAUGGCAACAACAAGCUAUCCAGCAAAGGAGGUGCUGGCGCUCUACUCGUGGCCAAAAUCUGCGAUGCGCUGGCCAAUGCUGGCUAUAGCGACGAAGAUAUCAGGAAAGUCGGCGGAUUGGUGUCGCGAAACCUGAUGACCUGCGAAACCUCCCAGAUUCAGGACAGCGAGGGUGGUCGAUCGCACGGAGCCGAAGGAGGCGCAGACCGCAACGACACUGAAACGGAAAACACACAGAAGGAGGUCGAAUUGAUGCUCAGAGGCCUACUCGAUGAAAACAUUUCGCGGUCUCGCAGCGUGCGAAUGAACUCCAACGAGCCUGUCGUGCUGAUCAAUUUCUCUGCUCAAAUUGGCCAGAAAUUGCUGAGACAUACCACGGAUGAGACUGUCAAGCAACUACAGGAGGGCUGGAACAUAUGGCCCGUACGCGUGUAUGCUGGACCAUUUCUGCCGACGUCAGAUGGCUUCUCAGUCACCUUGCUGAACGUGGUAAACACGGACAUAGGAGGACCGAGUAUGGUUCAGCUCCUCGAUGAGGCAUCUAAUGCGCCCGAAUGGUGCCAGUACAUGAGGAAAGAAGCCUGGAGAGGUCGAGACUUCUUGUACCGUGAGGAACGCGACGGAGUGCCAGCUGCCGAUGAAUCUCCAGACGAUGGGUCCGAGCAGUCUAUCGCAAGCGAUGAGAACGACUCGGUGGAAUCAGAGCCAUCAGCCACGAUCCUGCAGGGACCAUCCAAGCAACGAGAUGCUGUCGAGAAUGACGGCGCAAUUGCUAAAUCAGCUGCCACGAUGGAUUUAGUUUCGCGGGACGUGUCUUCAGAGGCUCACAAAGAUCCAUCUGUUGACGAGCCUGAGACUGAGGCUGAGGCUGAGGCUGAAGGGAUUCCUUUGACCAGGGAGCUGGAAUUACCGGAAAGGCAUGUUGAGCACCCGACCUGGGACCGUCAAGAUGAUAGCACUUCGUUGAUGGAUCUCAUCAGAUCUCAAGCCUCUACGCUCGCUCCCUUCGGACAGGAGAAGUCGGAUCCAACUGCGAAGGAGUUUCCAAAGGAGGAAGCUGAUGAUGCUGGAGAAGAGCUAAAUCCAGCAGAAAAGUCCUCUAGCGACGGUGGCGAUUAUGUAGUGGUUUGA
This is a messenger RNA of Exophiala xenobiotica, 1224 nucleotides long. RefSeq lists its product as uncharacterized. The coding region runs from base 1 to 1224 and encodes 407 amino acids. Lineage: Eukaryota; Fungi; Ascomycota; Eurotiomycetes; Chaetothyriales; Herpotrichiellaceae. The transcript has a single exon. Gene Ontology annotation, cellular component: cytosol. The record is from RefSeq and is a predicted model, not a curated record. Gene Ontology annotation, biological process: glycerol catabolic process. Gene Ontology annotation, molecular function: glycerone kinase activity.